AUGGCUUCAUCAACAAAUCAAUUGUACAAAAAACGUAGCAAUGUGUGGAAUCAUUUCACACUUACAAAUGGGAAUAUGGCAAAAUGCAACUAUUGUAAUGAAAAAAAAAGUUUUUCUGGGGGAUCAACAGGCAAUCUUUUAAGGCACAUAAAGACAAAGCAUGUCACAGUUCCACUGCAAAGAUCAACACCACAGGUAGCAGAGGAAUCAAACUCUGAGUACCUUGACAAUCCACAACCAUCGACAUCCGCUUCUCAAUCUACAUCUGCAAUAGUUCAUUCUUCUACAACAUUUUCGUCUUCAAUAAUUCAAAACAAAAAUAGUUAUCAAUCAUCUAUAGCAAAUUUCAUUCAUCGACCUCUGCCAUUGUGUAAAUCUGUAUCAAUUGACCAUCAAUUAAUAAAAAUGAUAGUAAAAGAGUAUCACCCCUUUAGCAUAGUCGAAGAUAAAGAAUUCAGAAAAUUAUUGAAUAUGCUGUCCCCUAAUUACAUAAUUCCUUCAAGAAAAACAGUUUCUAAUAGUUUAUUGCCCCAAAUGUAUGAGAUGGUUGUCCAAAGAGUAAAAGAUAAAUUAAAAAAUGUAUCUGCAGUAUGUCUUACAACUGAUGGAUGGACAUCAAGGAAUAAUGAAAGUUUUUUGGCAGUAACUGCUCAUUUCAUAGAUCCAGAUAAUGUCACUGAAUUAUCUUCAGUUUUGUUAGCAUGUACUAGUUUUGAAGAUAGUCAUACAGCUGAUAAUUUAGCUUUGUUUUUGAAAAAUACCGUAGAUGAGUGGGGAUUGAGUCAGCGUAUAACUGUUGUAGUAUCAGACAAUGCUGCAAAUAUUAAAAGUGCAAUUGAAAAAUGCAAUUGGAGACGGUUGUCAUGUUUUGCGCAUGAUAUCAAUUUGAUUGUUCAUUGUGGAUUGGGUAAAAUUGAGCCUGUUGUAACAAAAAUUAAAGACAUUGUAUCUUACUUUAAAAGAAGUUCUCGUGCAUUAGCUAAAUUGCAGGAAUAUCAAAAACAAACCGGAAAUCCAAUUUUAAAGUUGAAACAAGAUUGCCCAACACGGUGGAACUCAACUUUUGAUAUGUUCGAUAGAAUAUUGAGAAUAAAGGAGCCAAUAAUUGCAACAUUAGCCAUUUUAAACAACACCGAAUUAAAUUCACUUACUCCAAAUGAAUGGCAAGUUGUAGAUAAAUCAAAAGAGUUGUUGAAAAUUUUUUAUGAUGCCACUGUUGAAAUAAGUGCAGAAAAAAAUAUUUCAAUAUCAAAAAAAAUAAUUAUGGUAAGAGCUAUGUUUAAAGUUACACAGACAUUUAUAAAUGACACAAAUUUACCCAGAGAAGUGCUGAAUAUGGCCAAUACUUUAAAAGAAAAGAUGAUGAUUAGGUUUGACAGAAUUGAAGACAAUUUACUUAAUGAGGACAAAUAUAAUAGGACUAUAUCCCAACUUCGUAAUAAAUUACAAAGCAGCAUAAGAACAGAGCAGUUAGAUUUACCUCAACAGUCAUCUUCUUCAACACCUCAGUAUUCCAACUCGGCCAUCUGGGGAGAUUUUGACAAGUCUGUGGUUAAUGCUAUCGAUUGA
Molecule: messenger RNA, 1569 nt
Organism: Rhopalosiphum padi (bird cherry-oat aphid)
Lineage: Eukaryota; Metazoa; Arthropoda; Insecta; Hemiptera; Aphididae
Product: zinc finger BED domain-containing protein 4-like
Exons: 2
Coding region: 1-1569 (522 amino acids)
Molecular function (GO): DNA binding
Source: RefSeq, a predicted model, not a curated record